Messenger RNA from Mercenaria mercenaria, 2394 nucleotides. RefSeq lists its product as uncharacterized. The transcript has a single exon. The coding region runs from base 1 to 2394 and encodes 797 amino acids. NCBI's taxonomy places the organism in Eukaryota, Metazoa, Mollusca, Bivalvia, Venerida, Veneridae. The record is from RefSeq and is a predicted model, not a curated record. Gene Ontology annotation, molecular function: nucleic acid binding; zinc ion binding.
AUGGAAAAGCAAAAAGACGGCCAGGAGGCUAUUAGUGCGAUGUCGUCAAAUUCGAAUUUACGAUAUCUGAAAAGCGUGAGGACAAGGUUUCGUAAUACGUUGAAGGAAGAGGUUGAGAAAGCUGCAUCAUUGUUAACGUCGGAGUGUGAGGAAUACGAGUUAGAUGAAAAAAUAAGCAGUGCUUCGUCAUGUAUGGAAAAGAUUAGCUUAUACCGAGAAAAGGUAGAAAAUCAGAGCGAAAAACUAGUCACAUCGAUGGGGGAAAGUGAAGAAAUUGAGGUGAUUGUGGAUGAUGACUGUAGUUUGUGUUUCCGUGCAAUGGACAUUUAUCUAGAACUAAAGAAUUUCUUGAGCAAACUUUAUAAGUUAAAGGACAAAUUAGAAGAAAAACCACAUGAAGAGUCGGACACUCAUCUGUUAAUUCAACUACAGCAAAAUAUGCAACAAUUAAUGUCUUCACAAAUGAAGCAACAAGAAUUUACAAACAGAAAAGAAGCUGAAAAACUGUCAUCAGUUAAGCUACCGAAAAUAGAUAUGAUAUCUUUCGCCGGUGAUAAAACUAAGUGGACUGAAUUUUGGGACUGUUUCCAGAGCGCGGUACACAACAAUAAAAUGAUAUCAAACAUUGAAAAAUUUACCUAUCUGAAGAGCAAAUUAUUCGGUGAAGCAGGAAGGGCGAUUGCUGGAUUAGCCCUGUCGAGCGAAAACUAUAACGUAGCAAUAGACAUUUUGAAGAAAAGAUUUGGCAAUUCACAAGAAAUAAUUGAUCUACAUUACAAGCGACUGAUAAACAUUCCGUCGGCUACAAACAAAGUUAGCAGUUUGAGAUAUUUGAUAGACAAUGUCGAUAAACAUUUUAGAAGUCUGGAAAGUCUCGAUCAAAACGUCAACCAAGACAUUAUUGUGUCGAUCAUAAAGUCGAAAAUACCUGAAGAUGUGUUACUGCAACUUGAAAUCAUGAAAGAUGUCGACGAAAAGUGGACAGUUAGAACUAUAAGCAAACGGUUAAAUGACUAUAUUGUAGCGCGUGAAAGGGCAGUAAAGGACACGAACAGUACCGACAUUAGACAACGACGCUCAGCUACGAUGUCAUAUGAAAAGAAAGAGCGAAGCUUUGGACUGGGAAUGAGAAAUCGUACGUCUGAAUCUACACCAAAACAUACGACAGAGGCGUUUGUAGCGGGAGAAAAUAGAGCAAUUACGCAAACAUUUACGAAAGCGUGUAGAUACUGCAACGGCGAGCACUGGAGCGAUGAAUGUAAAAGGUAUAAAACAAUUGAUGAAAGGAAAAAACGGUUGAAAGGAUGCUGUUAUAAAUGUUUGAAAGAUAAUCAUAGAGCUAAGGACUGUAAAAGCACAAGAGUUUGUACGUACUGCAAGAAAGUGAACGUACAUCACAGAAGUUUAUGUGACAAAAGAUUUCAAAUUAAUCAAAAUCAUGAAAGCGCAAAUUUGUCCAAUGAAGUGGAAAAUGUUGAAAAUACGGAAAGCGAAAAUAAAACAUUAGAAAACGAAGAAACAGGACUUCUAUCUUACAAUGAAAAUGUAUUAAUGCAAACAGCAUUUACAGAAAUAAAAAAAUCAAGAAAUGGGCAAAGUGAACAUGUAAGACUUAUGCUUGACUGUGGAAGUCACCGAACAUAUGUUUCACAAAGUUUAGCAGAUCGUUUGAACCUGGAGGUAAAUGGAGAGCAAAGCAUUCAUCUUAUAACAUUUGGUAGCAGAAAUAAAAAGGUUAUACAAACAAAAUCAACGAAGAUCGAUAUUAAACUUCAAAACGGAGAGUACAUGACACUGACUGCAAAUAUUGUACCCAACAUCACUGGAACUAUCAGUAGAAAGGCGGUUAGAUUGAAAUCACAGUCUAAGUUUGACAGUCUUACAAAGGAUCUUAUAUUAGCGGACAAAAUCCCCACCCAAAAUGAAACUGAAACACUUGAUUUGCUUAUUGGUAAUGACUAUUACCUGGACAUUGUGCAGACUGAAAAAAUCGAAGUUCAGCAAGGACUGUACCUAUUAGCGACAAAAUUUGGCUGGAUGCUUUCAGGGAGAACAGAAGUUACUGAUGAAUACGAUUCUAGUGACAUGAACAUGUUGAUUCUAAACUAUGGAAAUAACGUAACGAAAACAAAUGUAUUCACAAACGCGGACAGUGUAGUUCCAACAAAACCAGAUAUCGAAGACUUUUGGAAUGUUGAAUCUAUUGGAAUAACUACUGAAAGGGAAAACACAGAUGAUCAAAUUGUUAUGCAACAUUUCAAGGAUACACUUAAGCGCGAGGACGGGCGAUAUCAGGUUUCAUGGCCAUGGAAACGAGAUAUUGAUGAAUUGCCGGAAAAUCGUGGAUUGGCAUUAGAAAGACUGAAAUCAUUAGUUACUCGAAUCGAAAGAUAA